AUGUCAAACUCAGUUCCAAGAACAGGCAGCAUUAAAAACAAGAUCGUAGCCUCAGACCUUGAGGAAGAGAGGAAGAAUCUCAAUUUCGACUAGAUGGAAUUGACAGAGUUCCUCUACUACGGAAAGGAAAACUAUGCAAAGUACUAGGGAUGGAUUAAGCUUGUAGAGAAAGAACCCAUUCUAGCCAACCAUCACUCCUGGUAUGAUAUGACCCGUGAGGAGCAAAUGGAGUGCUAACUCUAGAAGUCCAGAAGAAUGUAUGAGAUUGACAGGAAAGAAUACUUCCAUGAUGUAGAGAAUGGAUUUAUUGCUUGGUACAAUGCUAUCCUGAAGGGAGUCUACUCAUUUGGACUUAAUUUCACUAUGUUUAUGACAUGCAUUGAGAGUCUUGCUGAUGAUGAAUAAAGAAAUCAAUGGCUACCAAAGCUUAAGGAUUUAAAGAUGAUUGGAUGCUACGCACAAACUGAACUAGGCCAUGGUUCAAAUGUUGCAGGAAUAGAGACAACUGCUACCUACGACAACACUACUGAUGAGUUCGUCAUCAACUCUCCAACUUUGACUUCAACUAAAUUCUGGCCUGGAGACAUGGGUAAAAUCUCUUGCUACAGUUGUGUUUAUGCCAGACUCAUCUCUAAUGGUAAGGACCAUGGAGUACAACCCUUCCUAGUCUAAACCAGAGACCUAGCUACAUAUGAGCCCCUUCCAGGAGUUGAAAUGGGAGACAUUGGGCCAAAGUUUGGAUAUUAAAGCAAGGAUAAUGGAUAUUAAAUAUAUAAAAACUUGAGGAUCCCAAGGUACAAUCACCUCAAAAGAUUUUCUGAGGUAGACAGAGAAGGUAACUUCAAACUCAAGGGAGACCAAAGAAUCCUCUACUCUAUCAUGCUACUAACUAGAGUCUAAAUUAUUUCCUAUGCUCCAUUCGCAAUUUUCUAGGCGCUCUAAAUUGGAACAAGAUACGCAGUGGUCAGAAGACAGUUUUCGACAUUAGACGGAACUAAACUUGAAAGAAAAUUGCUUGACUAUUAAACUCAUAUGUACAAGUAUGCACCAUUAUUAGCUUAUGCAAUGGCCUUCAAGUUCUCAGGUCAUUAUCUCAUCAAGCUCUAUGAAAAGGUUAUGGAUGGCGUCAAGAAUAACGACUUCAGUUAACUAGAGCUACUUCAUCAUUUGAGUUCAGGCUACAAAGCGGUUUACACAAAAAUCACUUAUGAUGCUAUAGAUGAUGUCAGACAAUCAUGUGGUGGAGCUGGUUUCCUGUAGUGGUCAGCACUUCCCUAAUACUAAUAAGACUAUGCACCAAAUCCAACUUUCGAGGGAGAUAAUACAGUCAUGCUUUAACAAUGUUCAAGACUAAUUGUAAAGACCGUAAAAGGUCUAGCUAAAGGCAAGAAAGCUGAGGGAAAUUUUUCUUAUCUGAACAAUAUUCUUGGAUUAAUUGAAAUGAAAAGCACAGCUAAGACUGUAGAAGAUGUGCUCUCUGUUGAAUUCUUAGAGACAGCACUUGCUGUCAGAUCUGCAUUCAAAGUUAAAUCCACUGUUGAAGAUCUCAUGAAAUCAAAAGCUUCUGAAAAUUAGAAAGCAAACUCUGAAUUUGCCAUUGAUAUAAUAAGCAUGUCAACUGCUCACGUGAUGUAUACUACUUUCUAUAACUUCAAGAAUGGGCUUAGCAUUAUUAAAUGCAAUAGCUUGAAAAACCAUCUUAAUAAUCUCUUAAGACUUUACAGUAUUAGUGAACUAAUUAAAGACAAUCAAUGUCUAUACGAGUCAGGUUUUUUCAGCUCUGGCAUUAUGAAUCUACUCAAUUAAGCUUUAAAGCAACUUUUGAAAACUCUAAGACCUUUUAUGAUUCCUAUUGUAGAAGCAAUCUAGAUCCCUGAUGUCAUUCUGACCUCUUCCAUUGGUAAUUCCUAUGGUGAUAUCUAUGAAACCUAACUCGAAUGGGCAAAGUCAAGCAGACUUAACAAGUCCACUACAAUCAGGGGCUUCAAGGAAAACAUCUUACCAAUUGUAAAUGGGAAACUCUGA
Molecule: messenger RNA, 2025 nt
Organism: Stylonychia lemnae
Lineage: Eukaryota; Ciliophora; Spirotrichea; Sporadotrichida; Oxytrichidae
Source: the annotation of a GenBank genome assembly